Messenger RNA from Guillardia theta CCMP2712, 708 nucleotides. RefSeq lists its product as hypothetical. Gene Ontology annotation, molecular function: peptide receptor activity; guanylate cyclase activity. Gene Ontology annotation, biological process: intracellular signal transduction; receptor guanylyl cyclase signaling pathway; cGMP biosynthetic process. The transcript has a single exon. The record is from RefSeq and is a predicted model, not a curated record. The coding region runs from base 1 to 708 and encodes 235 amino acids. NCBI's taxonomy places the organism in Eukaryota, Cryptophyceae, Pyrenomonadales, Geminigeraceae.
AUGGCUGGAUCGGUCGUCAUCUCCACACUCCUCCUCCUCCUCCUCCUUAGCCACAAGCAGUACUCGAAGCUGCUCUACCGCAUCAUGCCGCGCCAUGUGGUCCAUCGUCUUCAAAACGGGCAGCAGGUGGUGGAAGUGUUCGACGAUGUCACGGUCUUCUUCUCCGACAUCGUUGGCUUCACGGACCUGGCGGGUCAGUCUUCUCCUCUCGAGGUCGUCGCUCUCCUCAACGACCUCUACACCAAGUUUGACAACCUCGUUGACAAGCACGGAGUCUGCAAGGUCGACACCAUCGGCGACGCCUACAUGGUAGUCGGUGGAGCUCCCGAUCGCUGUGAGCCGUCAGAGGCCGCCGCCAAGGUCGCCAAGUUCGCCUUGGACGCACUGGAGGAGAUGACGAGGAGCGGUCAUGCGAUUUCCAUGCGGGCAGGCAUGGCGUCGGGCCCUGUCGUUGCCGGCGUACUGGGAACGUCCGUCCCCAAGUACAGCAUCUUUGGGGACACUGUCAACACGGCGAGCAGGAUGGAGAGCACGGGGAAGGCCGGACUGCUGCAGGCGACAGAGCACACGCGGGACCUGCUGCUUGAGAGCUCGAGCAGGUUCGAGAUAGAGGAGCGGGUGCAUGCGAAUGGGCAGAAGGGGAUCAUGGUGAAGGGGAAGGGGAUCAUGAACACGUUCUGGGUCCGCUCAGUGUCGGAGGGAUCAUAG